CAUAGACAUUUCGAUUCAGUACUUUGUGGAGCACACUUGGAGACAGAGCAAUAUUAUUUGCAUUGUGAUUGGGAUAGUAUAAAAACAUUCUGUUCAUUGUUUAGAAGCUUGUUAAUAAGUUAAUUUGGAUUCACAAAUAAAAACUAUACACAGAUUUAAUAUGAUAUGAUUGGAAGCUCUUCAUCAUUCAGCGUUUUGAUCAUACAAGAUAUAAAUAAAAAUUGCGUACCAUAGCAAAACAAAGAACAUACGAUUUACGGAGCGAACGAGAAUGUCACCGUUCUAUUUCUAUCCAGAGUGGAGGUCUUAAAAUAUAAACAAACGCUGUGUUACUUGAAAUCUUCAAGGGUUAGAAUAUACUUGAACGAAAAAGAGUAUAUUUAGCUAAAUAAAUUUUCAUUUACAAAUAUCAAAACAAUCUAUAGGAAAGCCAAUCGUUUUCAAUAAUUCUUUGACUUCAACUUCAAGAAUAAUUUUCUCCAAGUUUCAACUAAGUUUACAAUCUGGUUACAUUUGUGGAAUUCUAUGGCACAAAUCACAGACGUGAUGACGAAUGAAAAAACGACAGCUGAACAUCACGUACAUUUUGAUCAAACGACUUUAAAAGAGGAGGACUUUGAAACGGAAAGUUCUUCCGUUACAUAUCAACAAGUUGGAAAAAAUAUUGUAGACGUGCAUCUGGGAUUUUUACAGCACAAUCAUCGAUAUUUAAUUGAAUUGCAUUUGCCAGCCAAUUUAUUUAAAUGUCAACCGAAUGUUCCGAUUAAUUUAGUUGCUGAUAAUAACAUAACACCAAAUGUUCACUGUAAACUAGCUGCUGAUCGAGUCACCGAACUACUUAGUGAUAGCGAAACAGAAAAAUUCUUUGUAAUUAAGGUCGAGUAUUUUGCCCAUAAAGAGAAAUUGCUUCGUGAAGAAUUGAAACUAGUGAAUGCAAAUAACUUGGAAGAAUUGCUAAAAUUAUUUGUAUCGGCACGAGUUCUGGGCAAAGGCAAAGGGACGCCAAUGUUAAGAAAUGGAAUACAUUGCUUGGGCUAUGAAGCCACUGGCGAAUCGGAUGGCGAAUCAUCAUCAAAGUCAGAUCAUAAUCAACCGCCAAUAUUGGUUUCUGCCGGUGCAAAUAAAUAAUUGAUUAAUUAAAACAUUACUUUCAUUUAAAA
Contarinia nasturtii (swede midge) is the source of this 1160-nucleotide messenger RNA. RefSeq names its product UPF0687 protein C20orf27 homolog. The record is from RefSeq and is a predicted model, not a curated record. NCBI's taxonomy places the organism in Eukaryota, Metazoa, Arthropoda, Insecta, Diptera, Cecidomyiidae. Bases 526 to 1128 code for a protein of 200 amino acids. The transcript is spliced from 3 exons.